This is a messenger RNA of Lethenteron reissneri (Far Eastern brook lamprey), 5389 nucleotides long. Its product is annotated as type 2 lactosamine alpha-2,3-sialyltransferase-like. Gene Ontology annotation, biological process: glycolipid biosynthetic process. The record is from RefSeq and is a predicted model, not a curated record. Gene Ontology annotation, molecular function: sialyltransferase activity. NCBI's taxonomy places the organism in Eukaryota, Metazoa, Chordata, Hyperoartia, Petromyzontiformes, Petromyzontidae.
ACUCGUGAGAGCAGGUGCCUUCUACAGGUUCCUUCGAAAGCAACUCGAUUGAAGACACGUCUUCUGGAAGACGAAUGUCUCAUUUUGGACGAGUUCCACGCAGGAAGAUGCAGUCGCGAUGGCAUUUGCUCAAAAUCAUGGCCGCGGCAGCAGUCCUCUUCUGCCUCUACGGCGUCUUCCAGUUCAACACGCUCCUCCGCAGCUUCGCAAUCGGCACCGCGAACCAACACACGAACAAGGGUUUGUGGGAAAGAUUUCAGUUCUCGCAGAAGACGCGCACGACGGAGGCCCCCACGGUCAGCCCCAGGACGUGUCGUCCCUCGCACGUGCGCCUGAGGCUCCAGGGACUCUACCCACACCUGAACAUGAGCACGCUGGGUGGGAGCCCCUUCCUGGGCCUGCAGGACGUGGAGGCGGAGGCGACGCGGUCUCACCGACGCAACUACGGCGCCUUCGCCCUUGAGCAGCUGCCGUACCGCAUGCGCCCCAGCGAUGCUCUGACCAUCCGGUGGAUUUUAAAGUUGAUGGUCAACAUAACGACGCCGCGGGAACUAUCCAACUUGGCGUGCAAGCGCUGCGUCGUCGUGGGCAACGGACGAGUCCUCAAGGGCAGCGGCCUGGGCGAGAGGAUCGACUCGUACGACGUCGUCCUGCGCAUGAACGACGCUCCUCUGCGUGGUCACGUGGGGGACGUGGGCAGCCGGACGACGAUGCGCCUCUGCUACCCGGAGUCGGCGCACGUGCGGCGCGAGGACUUUGACGCCAGCACGCUGCUCGUCUUCGUGCCCUUCAAGACGCGCGACCUCCAGUGGCUGCUUGGCGUGCUCAACCACCACCGCGUGGGCCCGCGGGGCUUCUGGAAGAGGGUGCCUACGGAGCUGCAAUUCCCUGCGAGCCGGAUCCGGAUCCUCAACCCGGCCUUCGUGAGGGAGGCCGCCACGGACUUCCUCAACAUCUCGUCGGACACCAAGUCGGGCAAGGCGAAGAACCCCACGACGGGCGUGAUCGCCAUCACGCUGGCGCUGCACCUCUGCGACGAGGUGCACCUCGCCGGGUUCGGGUACAACGUCAACUCCCCCGGCAGCCCCGUGCACUACUACGGCCAGGACACCAUGUCCUCCAUCAUCAAGUCUACCUACCACAACAUCACUAUCGAGCGGACAUUCCUCAGGAAGCUGAAGGAGGGAGAAGCCAUUGUGGACCUGACGCACCUCGCCGGCACAUGACGCUCGUCCGCUCGCUCGCGCGAGGUGGGCAGGCGACGAUCGACCGGGCGGACAGAGGGCAACUCCUGCCGAAUACCGGCAGAAGUUGUGCAAGUUUCGGCCAGAUGCGAGGCCCCGCGCGGCAAAAAAAAAAAAAACUCACGGCCGGCCGCCCCACCUUGACAGCGGCGGUUCCACUCGUCGCUCUCAAGGGACGCCGACACCACGCGGCCGCUUAGCGCCUCCACCCCGAGACGCGCAAAGUGUUUCUCUACCAGCAAGGUGGCGGUGGCGGUGGCGGCAACCGCCGCUGCGUGGAUCUGCUCCUGGCAAGGCAGUGUGCGGCCGCGUGCUCCCCCCCCACCUCACCGAGCAGAGUUUGGGGGAGGGGUGUGCUCUCGCCGUGCCCUCCCGCCGCGAAGGAUUCCGAAAACCGACGACACGGCAAUCAGGGAACACGCUGCACUCGCGCGCUCGCCCCCGAUUUGUUCGCCUGCUGUGUUUUUGACAACAAAAAUUUUGCCCGUCUUAAGAUGAGUUUUUACUGUUUUAUAUUUAAAAGAGAUUUUUAUAUAUAUAUUUAGCGCGGCAGGGUGGCGCAGUGUUUAACGCUCGUGUCUCACAGCAAGAACCGCCUGGGUUCGAUGGUUCUCUCCUCCCCUGUUCUGCAUGGGUUUCCCUCCGGGGCCUCGGGUUUCCCCCUUUCCAUAGCUACAAAGAAAAUCACAGACAAUGUAACCGGUGCCGGUCAACACAUCCCAGUGUCAGAAAAUGACCUGUAAAUCACUCAAUUGGGAUUACACAUAGGUACAUCGCCCCUGACUGCAAACACCUGGCAGGACCUUCCUGAGGACCAAGUGGUGGCGAGAAGGAGGUCUUGGGUGCGAUCCCGACCCUGACGUCUGCUGUAUAUUUGGAGUUUGCGUGUCUCUCUCCCCGGGGUCGUGUGGGUUUUUCUUUGGGGUCCUCCGGUUUUUCCCUCCACAUUUAGAAUCGAUGCGCGUUUUUGAUGAUUUGGCUGCUAUACAUGUCUACAUGAUGAGCCACUUCGUUGAGCUAUCAUUUGUGGCUAAGUCGCUUCUGAAAAAGAGCUACUACAUAGCUCAGUGGGCCUACUAGAACAAGAAAUAGUAAAUAAACAAAACUGAGUCUUGAGACCCAGUGAAGCUUUGCUUGGUAAGCUAGAUGCUUAAUAAUAACAAGUUUUAAAAUGUCCAUUCUGCAGGGCCCUAGGCAUUUAGAAAUUAGUUGAUGCUUAUUAAAACACGUGUUUUUAAAUAUGGGCAGCCAAAAGAUGUUGAAUCAAUGAGAUGUCAGGACGUAGGAUUAUAACUCAUGUUAGGGUUAUGGUUUAAUCCAUGGCACUAUCUGAGACUGGGCCUUAUUUUGUAGAAUUAAACAUUGUAAAGAAAAAUGAAAAAGAGUCUUGAGACCCAGUGAAACUUUUCUGGGAAAACUAGACGCUUAAUAUUAACUGGUAAAAAUUUUACCCAUUCUACAGGGCCCUAGGCAUCUAGAAAUUAGUUCAUGCUGAUUAAAAAACGUGUGUGUGUGUCUAAAUAUGGGCUGCCAAAACAUGUUGAAUCAAUGAGAUAUCAAAACGUAGGAUUAUAACUCAUUCUUGAUUUGAAGCUUUCGUGACUGCAGGAAUCUAUACUCUUUGGUUCUUUCGGUAAAGUCACGUGGGUAGAAAUAAAAUAAAAUAAAUCACGACGUUUCAUCAGACAUCGCAGCUGUCGCGAUUUUCACCUGAAGACGGGUGCUUGUGUUGCGUUCGAAACGUCGUGAUUUGUUUUAUUUUAUUUCUACCUACGAUUAUAACACAUGUUAGGGUUAUGGUUUGAACCAUGGCACUAUCUGAGUGUGCCUCCCCCAAGCCCUUCACCUCCCGUCCAGCGGCACAUGAACCUUAUGGAGGGACCCCGGGGUCCCAUAAGCCCCCGGUUCUCGCAUAAACAUAUUAUAAUGUAAACUAAAACUUUGCUAUUUUUCACCAAUGGGUUUGAAGGAUGGUAGCAAGUGUUGUCUUGUUAAACUAUGCCUUUAAAACUGAAAACUACUUACCUGCAGUACCUCUAUUUAAAUACACUAUCGAAUUUUUUUUGUUACACCCCACUGUCAAUCAUCGUGUUUCUCAGUGUGGAUUCGUGAACACACUUUGUAAUCAGUACAUAAAAUAGUACGCGUUUUCAAUGCGCUGUUCAUAUUCUAACACGCGUUUAUACCAAUGUUACUCUACAGAGUAGUGGGUCACCGCUCCUCUUAUCCGCAUUGAUACGAGCGGUAUGUGGGGACUACGGCUUAACCGCAAAAAAAACCUAUCUGCACAGAUGUAUACGGACAAGAGUAUUGUUAUCAAACAGGAGGAAUUAACGGUGCGACGCAUCUCAUCUGUUGAAUAUCUGCAGGUAAUAGGAUUGUCAACGAUUGAUCCUGGCUGCAGACAUUGGUAGGUCACAAAUAAUAAUGAAGAUAAGAGAGGAGUUUCACUGUAUUAUGCAUUCCGUUAUGACAAAUAAAGGAUUUAAGUCGUGUCGGCAGUUUGAGCAGCUUUGGAUAAGACUUAUGAUCCUGCCCAUACCCGAGCAUGGAGUGCAUUCGCUUGUUCAGCUCUUCUGCGCAUUCGUCCUCGCUGCUGCGUUCGGAUGACACGGCAACAGAAUGAUCCGCGCCAGGCGGGUCGCGGCGUUUAUGUGCGUGGUGGGACGGAGUCGCCAAAAAUUAAAAUAAUUAUUUUCGAUUUUGACUUACGUUUUUUCGGGAGCCUCGGGGUUCCGCCAUAAGGUUCGCACGUGUAAACCAGAAGGUGAGACAAUGUUUUGUAUUGUUAUUACCACGUCCCCCAACUAUUGUCGCGUUUCUGUCGAUUGAAUCGAAGCGAUAAUACGAUUUGGAAUAUUUAUUUUCGACUGGAGAAGGAAUCCGAUGAGCUAUGAAGCUCUUUUCUCACAUGUUCAGCAUUGGUCGUGAAGUUACAACAGCAAACAAUAAAAAAAUACCAUACGAGUGCGAAAUAGGGAAAAUGGUAAGCAAGUCACUAAAUUUGAAAAUGUAAAAUAAAUACAUUCGUUAUAUAAGUACGAUUUUAUCAAGAUUGGGCAAGGAAGCAAAAAUAGCAAGGAAACAUUCCAAGAUCCCCACACCAAAAUGACACCACACAGUAGCCUCUCGAAAGAAUGGCACAUUAGCAUUGAACUAUCGUGAACUACACAGGUAAGGGUACAAACAAUUGGUGGAGCAAUGAACUCAUAGAGGGUCCUUGCCCAGGCCGCCACGGUGGCGAGAUGUUAACUACCUCGCCUGGUAUGCAGGAGGUCGUGGGUUCGAUCCUGACCCUGACGUCUGCUGUAUAUUUAGAGUUUGCAGUGUCUCUCUCCCCGUGGCCAAUGUGGAUUUUUCUCCGGAUCCUCCGGUUAUCCUCCCCCCCACCCCCCUCCACAUUUCCAUAGCAAUAAAUUCCCCACGUGACGAAAAACCACUUCGUUGGACGUAUCGAUUUUCGGCAGUCAGGACGCUUCUGAAAAAAUGAGCUACGGAGCACAGCGGGAGUUAUCUGGUGGUAAUAAAAAAAAACGCUGGCGACCCGCGCAUCGAGGUCGAGUUGGAGUCGUCGGUCGACAACGCGGACCGGGCAGGGAGGAGGGCAGAGAGAUAGAGAGAGAGAGGCCGUGGCGGUCGUACCCAUAGGAUCCCAGGUCGGGUCUUUAGACUGUGACGCGCUGUCUGGAUUUACUUGAAACCAGGUGGGCUGAUUGUGGCCACGCUCGUUGCUUUUCAGUCGAAUGUAAAAGCUUAGCAAGACGCGGGCAACCUCUUUAACCUUUCUGACCCCCAGAGGUGUUUAUGACGCUAUCUCUGUAAUUUUGUUGUACAAAAAAGUAGGUUUUUUGUAAAGAUUUGAAGGAUAAGAAUAAUAUUAAUAAUAAACCGCUAUAUUUUACAUAUGUAAAUUGGUGUUUUUGGAAUAUGUGUGUGUGUGUUUUGUUCACCUAUCACACUAAACAUCGGAACGUUACGAUUUGUGUGCAUCGAUUAUUUUAUUUUUUACGGAAAUUUGUACGUCUAAAGAUAAAAAAAAUUAUAUGUCAAUGGGAUUGGAUAAUCGGAAAAUUAUUGGUGAAUAUUUUACUUGACCGUACAGUCAUUUAAUGACACGUGCAAAGUUAAUAAACGUUUGAAAAACA